This is a messenger RNA of Nomia melanderi (Alkali bee), 3227 nucleotides long. It is a transcript of the gene PIG-G, whose product is annotated as phosphatidylinositol glycan anchor biosynthesis class G. Lineage: Eukaryota; Metazoa; Arthropoda; Insecta; Hymenoptera; Halictidae. Gene Ontology annotation, cellular component: endoplasmic reticulum membrane. The record is from RefSeq and is a predicted model, not a curated record. Gene Ontology annotation, biological process: GPI anchor biosynthetic process.
UUUUUGAAAUUGAUGCGUAUUUUGAUAGUGUAACGUGUAUGGUUUUUAAAAAUGCAAGAUUGUUGGAAUGUUGUUAAUUAUUGAAAAAUAAUGUAUUUGAAUAAGAAAUAAUGAAAUAAUAUUUAUAUUAAGUAAAAAAUUUAUAUAUAUUAUUCUUGAAAGUGAAUGGAAAUGAAAGUAUGAAAUCGUUGCCGUACUGAGAUUGAAUAUCCUUGCAAAAUUAUGAAUUAAAAUAUAUGGAUUAUUGUAAUAAAUGUAUAUCAAAAGUAUUAUAAUUCAGAAAUAGUUAUUCCAUAAAUAAACCAUAGCUUAACCUUAAAGAUAAAUCAAAUGAUGCAAAUUUAUACAAUAAUAAAAUUCAUAAUAUUAUAUGACAUAACAAAGUAAUCAUUUUAGCAAAAAUGAAAGUUACAGAUAAAAGAGUAGACCAAAGUAUUAUUACAUUAUUUUAUAUUCUUAUUAUUGGACCUUCUUCCAUUGUAUUAUUUUUGUAUGGAUUUUUCCCUUUAACAAAUUAUGAUAACACAAUAGCGACUGAGAAUGAUAUUCCAAAAUAUAUAGAAAAUGUGAGAAUAAAAGUAGAAACAUUGUAUCAACCAAUGGUAAAAAGAGUGAUCAUAAUGGUUAUUGAUGCUUUGAGGUGGGAUUUUAUAACAGGAUCAAUUGGAAAAGUGGCUAUGCCUAUAACAAGUAGUCUUAUAGCAAAUUCUUCAGCAUGUUUGUUUCAAACUAAAGUACAUUCACCAACUGUUACAAUGCCACGAAUAAAGGCAAUAACAACUGGUGUAAUUCCUAAUUUUAUUGAUGUGGUUUUAAAUUUUGGGAGUAAACCAGUUACUAGUGAUAAUAUACUGCUUCAAGUAACAAAAUAUGGCUACAAAUCAGUAUUUUACGGGGAUGAAACUUGGCUUAUGUUGUUUCCCUCUAUAUUUAAACGUUAUGAUGGUACUACAUCGUUUGUUGUAACAGAUUUUACAGAGGUUGACAACAAUAUAACUAGACAUUUACAUAAAGAAUUAUAUGACAAUACUGACUGGUCUGUAAUGAUUCUUCAUUACUUGGGACUUGAUCAUAUUGGUCAUGUUCAUGGGCCAUUUAGUCCACUGAUUAAAACAAAACUUAAUGAAAUGGAUACAGUAAUUAGAAAAAUUCAAACAAAGAUCAAAGAAUGGAAUCAAAAUAAUGAUUCUUCUUUGUUUAUUAUCUGCGGAGAUCAUGGAAUGAAAGAUUCUGGAGGACAUGGUGGCUCGACAAUAUCAGAAACAAUUGUGCCUUUCAUUGCAAUUGGUGCUGAUUGUAUGCAAAAUGAAAAUCAUUUUACUAAAAUAGAUCAAGUGGAUAUUGCAUCUACAUUGUCUACAGUUCUGGGUAUUCCAAUACCACACUGUAAUUUAGGAAGUGUAUUUUCGGAUUCUUUAUACAAUUUGUCCACAUCAAAGAAAUUGUAUAUACUGUAUUAUAAUGCCAAGCAAGUGUUCAAUCAUUUUCAGAAAUUGAUGGACUAUCAGUCGGAAUAUGCAUAUAAAAAAUAUAUAGAAGCAAUAAAACUUCAUUCUGCGUGGUUGAAUACUAAGGAUCAUCCAAAUGACAUGACAGAUGAUAUUACAACUUCCUAUAAGACUGCACUUAAGGGAAUGAAAGAACUUCUUAUAAAUAAUAUGAUAAAAUAUGACUUCCAUAUAAUAACAGUGGCCAUAUUUUUUUUAAGUCAUAUAAUUUGCAUCUUAUUAAGAAAUAAUACUUACACAUUAAGUAGUCCAAAAAGUACCAUUUUAUUGAUUAUUUUAAAUAUAGUUCUUUGGAUAGCAGUAAAUCAUUUUUGGAACUUUGAAGACACAUCGUUACUCUUUUCGAAAAAUUUAAUUAGCUUUCUAAUAGUAUUAUUUAUAAUCAGUACUUUGGUUAUCAAUUGUUGCUUACUUGCCAAUAGUAAUUAUACUAACUUUUUCAUGCUUAAGAACAGGGAAUAUGAAAUUAGAAGGUGGUUGUUUCCCCUUGGUACAGUUAUACAUGCGAUAAGUCUUGGCAGCAGCAGUUUUGUUGAAGAAGAACAUCAAACUUGGUAUUUCCUCUGGGUUACAUUUCUUGCACUGUUACUUUACAAUUCUGCUGCGAAAUUAUAUGCGCGUUUAGGAUUAAACUACAAACAGUAUUCAUUUGCGGAGACUUGUAUAAAAAUUCUAUUACUACUGAUAGGACAUAGAAUUCUUAGAAAAUUAAACAGUACUGGAGAUAAAUAUGCUCAUCUUCCAGACAUAGCAGGAUUCUUGGUAGAACAAGAAAGUAUGUUGGGAAUGACAGUUAUACUUAUUAUUGCCCUUAUACUUCUUAUAUGGCUUGAUUUUACACAUGAAGAGGGAAAGUAUAAAAAACAAUCUUUAAUAAUUAAUGUAAUCAUGGGUAUGUGUAUUUACUUUCGUCAUAUGCACAACAAUAGUGUCAACAAAUUACCAUUAUAUCCUCAAUCUAGGAGAUUAUACGAAGUACAAAUCUUCUGGGUAUUACUAGCAAUUAACUUUUUUAAUUAUAUUUAUCGUUUAGUGUUAACCAUUCAAUACAAUCAGGUAAUAUUUUUAAAAACAACAUUAUAUUUCAUUGUACGAAUGUGGAUCAUGAUAUCAGCAAUGAUACAUCAGCCACAUAAUGUGAUUCUUUUGCCAUUACAAAUAAUUUUUAGUAAUGUAAUUCGCGCGAUACUGCAGAACAAUAAUAUUCAACAAAUAAAUGUGUUUGUGUACGUAUGGAUGGGCAACGUAUUUUAUUUUUAUCAGGGAAAUUCAAAUAGUCUGGCAACCAUUGAUGUGGCCGCUGGUUAUGUUGGUAUACAAUCGUAUAUACCACUUGUUAAUGGAUCAUUAUUAAUAAUUAAUACCUAUUCUGCGUCCGUUUUGGCGUGUCUUUUGCUAAUUCACCAAGUACUAUCACAAUAUUCAUAUAAUUCUUGCGAGAUUAUUAUGCAAAUAAGUAAAACGUACAUUACUUGUAAAUUAUUACCACUAGCUGUGUAUACAAUUAUAAUCAGCAUCCAACGGCAUCAUUUAUUUAUAUGGUCGGUAUUUUCGCCGAAAUUAUUGUAUGAAGCUGUACAUUUCUUUGUUAUUUGCAUUAUAAUAUUUAUCAUAUUAAUUUUGAUUAUGCUACAAAAAAUAAUAAAUAACUGUAAUAGAUGAUGCAAUAUUUUUUAUUUUUUUUUAAUCGAAGUGUCAUACGCGAGAUAUAAAAAUAUA